UGGUGCAUGGGCGGCUUUGGUCGCUGGGCCGUCGUCAUCUCGCAAAUGCUCGUGUGCACGAUGGUCCCGAUCGUCUUCUUGGUGCUUGGCGGCUCGCUCCUCACGACCAUGUUCCCCGACACGUACGACGCUACGACAUGGAUCGUCUUUAUGGGCCUCGUGCUCCUCCCGAUCUGCCUCGUCCCGACGCUCAAGGAAGGUGCUGGCGCCGCCGCCGCCGGCUGCCUCGGCACGCUUCUCGCCGACGGCAUUGCUCUCUACCUCCUCGUGGACAACGUGAACAAGAAAAACGAUGGCCUCUCGACGCCGCCGCCGGACCUUUCGUUCAAGAGCGUCACCACGGUGUUUGGCAACUUGGCGCUUGCCUACGGCGCCGGCAUCGUCAUCCCGGCCCUCCAGCGUGAGCACUCGGACCCCACGCGCAUGCCGCGUGUCAUCCUCGUGACGAUGACGUUUAUUUCGUGCUGCUUCCUCGCCGUCUCGGUCACGGGUGUCUCGGUCGUCGGCUGCCAGAUUCCUGGCAACCUCCUCUUUGCGGUCGCGGGCUCCAAGCUCGGCUUCUCGGCGUCCCGCGGCGGUGUCGUCCUCGCCUUCCUCUUCAUGCAGCUUCACAUUACGAUCGCGUUCGCUGUCAUUAUGUUCCCGGCCUUCUUCAUCGCCGAGCGUCUCAUCUUUGGCUUCCACAAGCACUCGUUUGAAAUUACGCACGAGACCGACAGCGCCUAUGUGGACGUCGAGGCGGUCCAGGAAGAACCCAAGAAGCCCGAGGCGCUCGAGGGCCCGGAUAUGACGGCGUCGUACAAGAUUCCCGGCAACUACACCAAGGCCGCCUGUCUCCGCAUCCUCAUUGUGGCCAUCUGCACGGCCAUUGCGAUCGCGUGGCAGGACCAUUUCGGCGACCUCCUUGACUUUGUCGGUGCGUCGUCGACCGCCACGUGCUGCAUGAUCCUCCCGAUUGUGUUCUACCUCAAGACGUUCAACGGCACGAUCUCGCUCUCGGAGAAGAUCUUUGCCUACUUUGCCGUCAUCGUCUCAACCUUCCUUGCGAUCUACGUCUCGAUCAACACGGGCAAGGCGCUCUUCGCGCCGUCGGAGGCCGACCCGUCGAUCAUCUUCCCGCACUGCGCCGGUGACUACCGAAAGAUGGUCUACACCAACACGACGUACUUCAACUCCAAGCGCGCUCUCUACGGGUACUAGUCGAAGUGCCUUGUCACAUGCUGUUGUCGAGUGAACCUAUACAUUGUGAGUGCAUAUAGUCCAUAUAUUUUUGCUUCGAA
Molecule: messenger RNA, 1280 nt
Organism: Saprolegnia diclina VS20
Lineage: Eukaryota; Oomycota; Saprolegniomycetes; Saprolegniales; Saprolegniaceae
Exons: 1
Coding region: 7-1200 (397 amino acids)
Biological process (GO): amino acid transmembrane transport
Cellular component (GO): vacuolar membrane
Molecular function (GO): amino acid transmembrane transporter activity
Source: RefSeq, a predicted model, not a curated record